Messenger RNA from Dacryopinax primogenitus, 2599 nucleotides. RefSeq names its product PLC-like phosphodiesterase. Gene Ontology annotation, biological process: lipid metabolic process. The transcript has 8 exons. Bases 40 to 1653 code for a protein of 537 amino acids. The record is from RefSeq and is a predicted model, not a curated record. Lineage: Eukaryota; Fungi; Basidiomycota; Dacrymycetes; Dacrymycetales; Dacrymycetaceae. Gene Ontology annotation, molecular function: phosphoric diester hydrolase activity.
UAAUACAUUCCGGCUACUAUCGAUUCACCGGACGCCGUGAUGUACUCCAAAUGGCGCAGCUGGUCUGGGAAGAAGAAGACCCUGGGUAUUGUGAAUCUGACUGAGGAAGACAUUCUCCUAUCCCACAAGUUAUCUGCUUUGACGACGCUUCAUGCACUCUCUUGGAAAGACUUGGCACAAAGCGAAUACAAAGCGAUCUGCUUCGAUCAUGCAAAUAGAUCAAAGGAUAUCAUUUACUUAUCUGCCGACUCAUCAUGGAAGGAGCUAGCGUACACGACAUUCUCCCCCGACGGCAACGUGUAUCUAUCGACUAAUCUAGCUUCUGCCCGCACAUGGGAGCUGGAUCUCACCCGCGCGCAUCGGCCGGAGACCUGGCGUGGAAAAUGUGCUUGGGAAGGAUUGGAACUGUCCAAUACGGCGACCGGCAUGCCGCCAUUCCGAUUCUAUCGCUUCAAGGUCAAUCGCACCCAUCACCGGCUCGUUAUUCUCCCAUACCGUAAUCUCGCAAGUUUUCUGUCCGAUAUUCCAAGCUCCAUGCCCCUAUCCAACCUCGUCCUCCCAGGUACUCACGAUACACUCGCCUUUUACGGCUACCCGGUUUCGCAAUGUCAGUCUCCUACAACACCCUUUGCCGUGCAGCUGCAAUCCGGGGUUCGUGUCUUCGAUCUUCGGUUCUCAAUCAUUGACGGCGCUCUCAUUGCGUAUCACGGCGCAUCGCCCCAGUUCACACCAUAUUUGACAGUUCUCCGCAUACUGACGGACUUCCUACGGUCCGACGCUGGUAGGUCAGAGACGGUGAUUUGCUCUAUCAAACAAGAGGACGGUGCACAGGGGCGGUUCCAGCUCUUUUCGCAUUUAGUCCGGGCCGGAAUUCACAGCCCGGAAGUUCGAGACAUCUGGUUCUUGGAAAACCGCGUGCCCACUCUCGGGGAGGUGCGGGGUAAGGCUAUUUUACUGAGCCGGUUUGGAGAUGACGGAGAAGGAUGGGACAACGGCACAGAGGGCAUGGGCAUACACCCGUACACAUGGCCGAACAGCGAGAAAGACGGUUUCUCCUGGGUUCUCAAGGAUACGGUGGUACGUACACAAGAUUGGUACGCAAUACCUACAUUCCUGUCCAUUCCUGAGAAGUUCGACCGCGCCGUACGCCUACUCGAGCCGCCUUCGAAUCAGCUGGUGGACCGGGAAUUGCCCGGGCCGCCGACUGUUCUUGGAGGGCUAAGCCGUAUAAGCACAACCUCCAGCGAAUCGUCGUCCGCGCCGGAUCCUAAAUAUGGGCCGAGUCCGGAAAAACCCGCACAUGAGCUUCCGCACAACUUGUCCAUUACCUUUUUCUCUGCGGCGACUUUUCCACUGGCUCUUCCGCAAACAGUUGCACUGGGCUUUGGCUGGCCACAGUGGAACCUCGGAGUUGAAGGUGUCAACGCUCGAUUUGGUCGCUGGCUUCUCGAGAAAAUGGCCGGAGACAACGUGUUUCCAAUGAACUCGGGCCAGCCCAGGGCAGGGCAAACGGAUUCAGAGAAGCGACUGAGCGGCUGGACGUUGCUUGACUUUUAUGAAUGGCCCCUUCUGGAGGCAGGGAUUGUUCCCCUCCUGGUUGAGCUGAAUUUUAUUGGUCGGAAAUGGGCGACUGGUGGAGGGCGUAUUUCAUAGUUUCGGCCCAGAGUUUCUCUUUCUUCCAUAGAUGCCAUCAUCGAUAAUAUUAUUAUUCAUGUACGAGUUUUCUUACGGUUCGGUGUGGACUCCAUGUAGGCAUUCCCCCCGUAGCCGCGUCAGGUUGCCAGACGCGGAGUGGUGACCUGAGAAUGUCGACGACGACUAGGUGUUGGACAUAAGAGUCUCUUCCUCCCUCACACUCCCCAACAGCCCUAUCAGAUCUUCAUACCAUCCGCUAUGGCUGAAGUUGCCGUCUGCGUCUUCUGCGCGUCAUCGCUAGGUACCAAGCCCGCUUACCUGGCCGCAGCCUCCUCACUGGGUAAAGCCAUAGCUGCAUCUGGACGGCACCUCAUAUAUGGAGGUGGUAUGAAAGGCUUAAUGGGAGCUACGGCGCAUGCCUGUGUUGAAGCUGGGGGUAAGGUAGUAGGAGUGAUCCCCUACGCCAUGAUGGCACUAGGUGGUGAAGGCUACGGUACGAUCCCCGGCUGGGAUGGAGGCGGGAUGGAGGUGGUUGUUUCGAAAAGCAUGCAUGAGCGUAAACAGAUCAUGGCAUCAAGGGCCAAGGCGGGGUUCAUCGCGCUUCCGGGAGGAUACGGCACGUUUGAGGAAGUUAUGGAAAUGAUCACAUGGACACAGUUGGGUAUUCAUCAGAAGCCGGUCGUCCUCCUCAACAUAUUUGGCUUCUAUUCGCCUCUUAGGCAGAUGAUCCGUGAUGCAGUCGAUUCCGGAUUCAUCCCACCCGACAACAUUGCACUAGCUGUAUUUGUCGACUGCCCACAGGGUACAGAUCCGGGUGAUUAUGAUUGGGGCAAGGCGGGGUUGGAAGCAUUGGAGAAUUGGAAGCAUGUGAAGGGACCGCGAAACUUCGACUGGACGUUGGAGCACAAGGCAGAGACUGUCGGACAGAAUCUUGAAGGUUGAAUGGUAUAUUCCAAGUGUAAUA